AUAAUACCCUCAACGAAACGCAAGAACUGGUAUAUAGUCAUGGUCGGAAAUUGGAAUUAACUUCCCAGAAAUUAAACGAAAGUAUGUACCCUAAAAAAUAACAGUAUAAAAUUUGCAAAGUUACAUUUUUAAUUUAACUUUAGCCGCGGAAAAGGUUUUUGCGUUGCGUUGCACUAGCCCCUGCACAGUAGUGUGGUACGAUGAUUUGAUUUUGAUAAGAUAGGUCUGUGCUGUGGGGAAAAUUGGAAGCAUCGAUCGGAAAAUGCAAUCGUUAUCGUUGAGUAUGAGUCUGAGGAGUAGUAGCUUAGUGAAUUUUCUUUUGCUGGGUUCAGAGACGAGAGUGAGAAGCAGAAGGAGUGUCAUCGUAGCGUGUGCUUCAGAGGGAGACAGUGGCAGCAGUAGCACAAGCUCGUUUCUCUCUCGGACCCAAACCUACGCUCUUCUUAAGCAACAAUUGCAAGUAGCUGCUAAAUCCGAGGAUUACAAGGAAGCCGCUAGAAUUCGAGACUCGUUGAAGCUAUUUGAGGACGAGGAACCUGUUUUGCGUCUGAGGAGACUAUUGAAGGAAGCAGUUGCUGAAGAGAGAUUUCAGGAUGCUGCUAGUUAUCGUGAUGAGCUAAACAAAAUUGCUCCACACUCUCUUUUAAAAUGUUGCAGUGAUGCUACAACAUUGGGAAUCAGGGUUCAAGUUAGGAGUGUAUAUAUAGAGGGCAGAAGUCAGCCUUCAAAGGGGCUAUAUUUCUUUGCAUAUAGAAUAAGAAUUACUAAUAACUCAGAACACCCUGUUCAACUUCUUAGAAGGCAUUGGAUUAUAACUGAUGCUAAUGGGAGAACGGAAAAUGUCUGGGGAAUUGGAGUUGUUGGUGAACAGCCAUUAAUACUUCCUGGGAAUAGUUUUGAAUACUCUUCAGCAUGCCCACUGAACACACCAAAUGGUAGAAUGGCCAGUGCUGGGUUUCUGUAGAAGUUCUUAUCUGUAAACAUACGUGACAUUAAGUUUGAGUGGAUGCAACGCUGCCAUGAUUUCUAUCCGAUCAACUGUCAUUAUUUGCAUAAUCAACAGAUCUUACCAUAGGAAAAAGAAAGCCAAAGUAAAAGCCUUAUUGAAGCACAUAUUUUGACAUGCUUCAGUGUGGGUGAUUGUUUCAUGGUUGCAUCCAAUUUUACUUCAGAAUGAGUUGGUAUUAUGAUUUUAGCCAUGCAGCACUCCUAGGUUCUUCAUCAAGUGAAAAUUGACGGAGAAUUGUAAACUAUACCCCUCAAUAAUUUGGAUUCAUUGGUUGUUGCAUUGCAUGUUUUAUUCGAGAUGCAUUUCUACUUUCACGGAUUGCCAGAUGCGUCUCCAUCAUAUCCCACAUAAAAUCAGGCUUUUAUAUUAUA
Molecule: messenger RNA, 1380 nt
Organism: Glycine soja
Lineage: Eukaryota; Viridiplantae; Streptophyta; Magnoliopsida; Fabales; Fabaceae
Exons: 6
Coding region: 263-964 (233 amino acids)
Molecular function (GO): protein binding
Source: RefSeq, a predicted model, not a curated record